AUGCAUUUGUUACAUACCCAUCUUACUUACGAAACCAAAGCGAAGGUAGUCUUUGAGCAUGCUAAUGAGAGACCUAUCAUCUUCUCGAGUUUCCAACCAGAUGCAACACAACUGAUGAGAAAACUGCAAAGCAUUUACCCAGUGUUUUUUCUGACAAACGGAGGGACUGAAAUCUUCAGUGAUGUUAGAAGGAACUCUGUGGAUGAAGCCAUUAAUCUGUGCUUGGUGAGUGGCUUGCAAGGAGUUGUGUCGGAAGUGAAGGGGAUCUUUAAGGAUCCAUCGGCGGUGUCAAGAGUUAAAGAAUCUAGUCUUUCCCUUUUGACCUAUGGGAAACUCAACAAUGUCCCUGAAGCAGUGUACAUGCAGCACCUGAUGGGGAUCGACGGUGUGAUCGUGGACCUCGUGGAGGAGAUAACAGUGGCUGUUUCGGUUUUCAUUAGGCCCGUAUUGAGUAACGGAGUAAACCAGAGCUCAAUGCAAGAUGAGGAGGAAGAGGAAAAGGUGGUCAUUGUGGAGUAUAACAGGCCCAGGUUCUCAGAACGGGAGCUUUCAUUCUUAUUCAGGCUCAUACCUGAACUAGUUGAACCCUGAAAUUUAAUUAAUUACGAGGUUACAAGACUGAUGCCGUACUUAUAUACCUAUGUUAUGUUGUAUACAAAGAAGAGAGCUAGAACUGGAGCUUUUUCUUAAAUAAAGAAAUCAUUAAGUGUCA
Molecule: messenger RNA, 712 nt
Organism: Asparagus officinalis (garden asparagus)
Lineage: Eukaryota; Viridiplantae; Streptophyta; Magnoliopsida; Asparagales; Asparagaceae
Product: glycerophosphodiester phosphodiesterase GDPD1, chloroplastic-like
Exons: 4
Coding region: 1-591 (196 amino acids)
Biological process (GO): glycerophospholipid catabolic process
Molecular function (GO): phosphoric diester hydrolase activity
Source: RefSeq, a predicted model, not a curated record